Messenger RNA from Suillus bovinus, 1194 nucleotides. RefSeq lists its product as uncharacterized. The record is from RefSeq and is a predicted model, not a curated record. The transcript has 5 exons. Bases 1 to 1194 code for a protein of 397 amino acids. Lineage: Eukaryota; Fungi; Basidiomycota; Agaricomycetes; Boletales; Suillaceae.
AUGGCAUUGGAGGCGAUUGAAAAGCUGUUGAAGUCGAAGAAAACAAACUUUGUUAGUGAUGGUUUGCAAGCGAAAUGGGCACGUACCAUUCAAAGCCAUCUCGCCCUCAUUGUGAAGAGAGGCCACUCUUCAAUUGAAGCAUCAGAACGUGCUGCUGAAAGUCAUGGGUUCGCAGCUGCCUGGAGCGGCCGUCAACUGUGCAGUUGUACCCAUAACUGGGUGUCCAAACGGGAGCUCCCUCAGUCAUUGACUGGUCGUCACGCCAAGGUGUAUUCAUUGCUUGAUGACCCAGCAGUGGCUGCCGAGCUUCGCACUUAUGUUCGUUCGAACAAGUGGGCAAUCAAUCCUGAAAAGUUGGCAGAGUUUUCAAAGAGCAAGUUGAUACCCUCAGAAGCAGAAAAAUACCUUCACACCAUUGUCAAUGAUGAGAUGCCCCGUGGAUUGAAGCAGUACAUGGAGCUGGAGUUGUUUCCUCGAAUUCACCUCAAAAUCGGACGUGGAAUUUCGCUUGUCACCGCUCGUUGGUGGUUGCUCGAGAAGUUCAAGUUGCGAAAGAAAGGGGUGGACCAUGGACUCCAUCGCAGUGAUGUGAUCUGCUCCACAGUGGGACACCUGGUGGAUGCAGGUGAAUCAAUGGAGGAGUACAGCAAGAAUCAUGAAGGAUAUUGGAAUGGCGAGAUGUUUGUUAAGCAGCUCAACGAAAAAAUAAUCCCAACAUUUGAGCACAUUCACGGGCCAGGAUAUCAAGCAUUGUUCCUGAUUGAUAACUCACAGGGACACUCUGCAUAUGCCGAAGAUGCAUUGCUUGUUUCUCACAUGAACAUCAAUCCAGCAGGGAAGCAGGCUCACAUGCGAAAUGGAUGGUUCAUGUGUGAUGGCAUCCGGGUCGAACAGGAUAUGGUAUUUCCUCCGGACCAUCCACAAUUCCCAAAUGAACCCAAAGGAGUCAAGAAAUACCUCCGGGACAACUGCGACGGCACUUUCGAGACGUUGAAAAAGAAUAUGCCCUUAGCGAUGCAGUCUGUGCAGCUCCGUGCAAUCCGACUGUGGGAACAUCACAUGCACCGCUGGAUGGAGGCAUAUUGGACAGGCCUGGGGAUGAAAGAUGCUCAAUUUCGGGUCAAGCAAUUUAGUUCUACUAAGUAUAAGUCACAUAGAUGUGUUCAUGAGGCAGUGGCAUGUACUUUUGACUGA